Molecule: messenger RNA, 2328 nt
Organism: Haemonchus placei
Lineage: Eukaryota; Metazoa; Nematoda; Chromadorea; Rhabditida; Trichostrongylidae
Source: the annotation of a GenBank genome assembly
AUGGUGGCAUGGCCGAUGCCUCGGCUGCUCACCUCAUUAGACGGAGUUAUUCUAGCCAUUGUAACCGUCAUUGGUUACUUAGUUGUAGCUGCUACCUGUGAAGAGGACGGUUUUAUCACAGACGAAUUCGUCGACUCUCAACACUUAGAAUCAGAAAUAUACUGCGGUUUCUACUUGGGUGACCGUAAUCAAAAGUUGUUGAAAGCAAAAGCUAAAGUCUUGUGGCGGCUGGAUCUCGUCGACAUCGCUUUUUGUGAUCGUGCCCUGGUCCCAUUAACUCCAGAGCAUGCACUUAGUGAAGCUAGCCCAUGCUGUAGGAAUCCCUCUUUAGAGAAUGCCAACUACCUUUAUGUCUCAACUAUGGAUGGACGGUUACAUGCACUCGACGCCAUCAACGGUGGCAGAGUAGUUUGGGUGGCUGACUUUGAUGCUGAGGCGCUUUUAUGUGGAACGCUUGGCAAAGUGCAGCCAAUGAAAGUUGAUGGCCGUCUGUUCAACCUCAUUCCUGCUUUGGACGGUACCCUUUACAUGUACUCACGUGAUGAACACCUUCUAGAGCCAAUACCUCUGGACACGGAUCUUCUCCUACAGGCGUCGAUUCGUGUUGGUCAUGACGCAGUGGCUGGAGGGCGUACAAUAUCCACUACAGGAGUGGAUCCUUUAACUGGGGAGGUGCGUUACCACUGUUCUUCUUCACAUUGCGAUUCCGUUGUAAAUGAGCCUGUAACAUCCACUCUUGUUUUUCGUCGAAGUACUAGUAAAGUUCGUGCUGUUGACGCGUUAACUGGUCACGAAAGGUGGAACUUAUCCGUGUCGGAAUAUGAUGCGACGUUGGUAACGGUGAACCGUGGCAAACUUUAUCCCAGAGGUGCCAGAAUUCGAUAUCUUGUGCAGCCUCCAGACGGAAUCGUAACAGCUUAUGAUAAUUGUGGAAAUGAGUUGUGGUCUCGCCAGCUAAAUAGUCACAUAGCGCAUACUUGGAAGUUAGAGGGCGGAGAGCUGAGCGAGGUUUCUCUUUUCAACACGAAGAAUAUACACACCUUGUCAAUAACGGACGAGCUUCAGGGGUCCAAUGCGGGUGCAAAAACCGGAUCGGAAUCGUUGUUCUACCUAGGUACUGUAGGUGAUGAGCCUUUUAUCAUGCAUUCCGCACUGGUAAAAAAAGAAAUGGUGAAAAUAGCAAAAAAUAUGGACUAUGGUGAGCCAAAUCUUCCUUCAUCAAGUGGACAGCUCGCUCGUUCGGAAACAUCGUAUUUUAUUGAGAAGGGUACCGUGGAUGAUCUGCUGUCGGCAUCGUAUAAGCGCUCAUUCAUUGCACAACAAGCGAAGAGAAACAGAAAGCAAGUUGCGAGCGGAGAAUCGCAUGAACUUCAAGUGGUUGCUUCUGAAAAAGGAAGAGAUGCAUAUGCGGUAUCAUGUCCUAAUAGUGAAGGGACGGCAUUGAUUGGUGAAAAAGACAUCAGAAGUGCUGCAUUCGAUGACCCGGAGAAUGGUAACCAGGGAUGGUUCGUACUUCGCCCAACAGGAAAAACUAAACGAACUGCGUUCUUUGAUGAUUUAUUGGAUCCCAGUCAAUGCCCUGCGAAUAUCGUAGAACGUGUGAGCAGGACGCUCAGGGUCGAUAACAUGGUGUCUGGAUGGUGGAGAGUUGUGGCUCUAGCGAUGCUUGGCCUUCUUGGAUCUGCCACAGUGAUUUUACACGCUCUACUGAGCCGACGAAGAAAAUCGCAAGCUGCGCUCGUUGAUUUUUCAUCGAGUUCCAAUACGUCCUCUUUUAAUGCCAUAAAGACGUCCAAAAGAGCAGAAACCCGUUCAACGUCAGCUGGGCCAUCUAUGGGCUCAAUGCUGUCAAACACACCAACUCCAGCUGAUCAGGUCACCCGUCAGCGCAGGACAACUUCUAGUCGGGAGAGCGGCUGUGAGCCAUUCCUCAGCAAAUUCCUUCAAGAUUUCGAGCCAGUCAAGUUGCUCGGACACGGAGGCUUCGGUGUGGUUUUCGAAGCAAGGAAUCGGCUUGAUGAGUGCCCCUAUGCCGUGAAGCGAAUAGCUGUUGCAAAUAACGAAAACGCUAUCCAGCGAGUUUUGCGUGAAGUUCGGGCUAUGGCGAAGCUGGAUCAUCCUGGUAUAAUCCGCUACUACCACACGUGGAUCGAAAGACCCCCUGAUGGUUGGCAGGAGGAAGAAGACUGCAUCAUGUUAAAAGGAAUGCAAUCACGUUUCAAGAGAAAAGUUCGGGAAGAUGGAGCGGCUGUCGAGAGCUCAUCAUUUUCGUCAGCAGUUGUUCCACUUCGUGUUUCAGAAAGCAGCCUGCGCUCGUCAGUUGAGUAA